AUGGAUAUUCUCUACCAUUGGCUUGGCUUCCCAAGUGAGCCUGAUGCCUAUGCCAAGACACACUUUCUCUUUAUAAUCACCACCUACAUCUCCUCAGAAAUUCUCUACCUGGACAAAACCUACAGAGCCUUUGAUUAUCUCAGGACACGGGUGUUGUCCCGUGGAAGAAAGAAAUUUCCCUGCUCCGCAUUCAAGAACUUCAUUACCAACAAGUUCUCCAUUCACCGCCAAGCUCUGAAUGAGCUAGAGCAGCUGUACAACAUCGAGCAGCUAUACAACAUCUGGUACAGCCCUAUAUCCCUCCCCCUUCCCAGACGCCGGAUUCCUGAUUGCAUAGCAAUGUUCUCCAAAUUUCUCGCCAAGCUUACACCACUCAUCGAAACCCAAGGGCAUAUAACCAACCUCGGCCAACUCACGGCCAAGGUCUCUAGCAAUCAGGAUCAUUAUCUCUCCUUCCGCGAGCAUGGCAAAUCUUUGGCCAAGGUGUACAAAGCCAAACCUGAACCCUACAAUGACAAGCACAUGUCCACACGUGCAGGCUUCUUUAGUGCCCUACUUUUCAGAGCGGUAACCUUUGCAGCACCAGUCAUCACAAAAGACGGCUAUGCUUUCUUCAAGAACUUGAGGAGUUGGCAAAACUUUUAUGAGCAAUAA
Molecule: messenger RNA, 654 nt
Organism: Phanerochaete carnosa HHB-10118-sp
Lineage: Eukaryota; Fungi; Basidiomycota; Agaricomycetes; Polyporales; Phanerochaetaceae
Exons: 1
Coding region: 1-654 (217 amino acids)
Source: RefSeq, a predicted model, not a curated record